Mus pahari (shrew mouse) is the source of this 929-nucleotide messenger RNA. It is a transcript of the gene Oxld1, whose product is annotated as oxidoreductase like domain containing 1. NCBI's taxonomy places the organism in Eukaryota, Metazoa, Chordata, Mammalia, Rodentia, Muridae. Gene Ontology annotation, cellular component: mitochondrion. The transcript has 2 exons. The record is from RefSeq and is a predicted model, not a curated record. Bases 45 to 674 code for a protein of 209 amino acids.
UGCGCUGCGUCCCAAGCUCCUUGGCUCCGGCAUCCGCACUGGCUAUGGGCUCGGCAUCCACCCUGGCUAUGGGUUCGCUGCUGCAGAACCUGUCCCGGGGAGGCCGGGUGCGAACUGCGCUCUGGUGCUGGACACAUGCCGGCUGCCUGAGCUACCUCCAGUGCCCCAGCCCGGUUGCGCGAAGCCUUUCGUGCAGCCGGGGUAUCCUCGGUCGUGGAGGCAGGCCAGCGCUUGGAGGAACUAUGGUCAGCGUGCUCACUGAGCGCUUUCUUCAGGGAACUCAACAUUUCUCCAGCUGGGACUGCUGCCAGAGUCUUCACAGACGCCGUGCUCCGGUGCACGUCACUGAUAGCUGCAGAAAGUUGGGGAUGGACCACAGGGAAGAAGGUUUCCAAGUAGGUACAGAGGAUGACAGGGAGCCUAAGGCCUCCCUGCCCAGGGGGAGCCCCACAGGGCCCCCAUACUCGCUGCCACCUGAGCUUGAGCCUCCCACAAACUGCUGUAUGAGUGGCUGCCCUAACUGUGUGUGGGUAGAUUAUGCAGAAGCUCUGCUGAAGCUCUACCAGGAUGGCGGGGAGAAGGCCCUGGCCAUUCUAGAGGAGCAGGUGACAGAUGAGAACCUCAAGGCCUUCCUCAGAAUGGAGAUCCGGCUCCGCAUGCAGAGCAGAGCCUGAGCCAGUUUACCUGGGACUCCUUAUCUUGGACAGACACUACCUUCAAGGAACAACAGGAUCACUUUUGUUCCUGAGUCUGGAAGACUCCACAAGUCUGCAAGGAAUAGGAAUUAUUGCGUAACAACUUCACCUCAGAAUAAAUGAAUCCCCUAUGAUAACCAUGCAGGAGCUUUUGUGUUGUCCGUAUGCCUGCGUUAUUUUGUCAAAGAAAGCAUGCCUAGGCUGGCUGUGUGUCCCUGUUGAACAGCUACAGCU